UGAUUAAUGUUUUUUUAGAAAAAUUUAAAAUAUUAAUUAUAUUCACAAUUAAUCAAAUUUCUUAAUUAUAUUUUUUACUUUAAUUUGAUCCAUGUAAGCCCUACAACUACAACAAUACAAAGACACGUUUCCUUGAAUUUUCUCAAGCAACUCGCUUCCCUUGAAGUUUGAACUGAGUAGAAAUGAGGAGACUUCAAUCCUACGAGGACUUCAUUAAGGUCCACGGCGUACUUCUAGCGGCGGCCGGCAUCCCCCAAUCACUCCACAGCCUUCUCUUUCAGAAGAUCUCCUCAGACACUUUCGACGGCGGCCGCUUUUUUCAGAUUGAACCGCUCGAUGAUGGCCGACAAAGAAGGCUACUUUUCACUUCUGAUUUCAUGGCCAAACACUCCAAUCUCUUCCUUGUUGAUCAUGCUUGGACUUUUCGCCUAUCCGAUGCUUAUAAGCAGUUGUGUGAAGUUCCGGGUUUAGCAGAAAGAAUGGCUGCAUUAAUGUGUGUAGAUAUUGAUUUGAACUCAGCGGAUGAGGAGGCAGGUGAUGUAGAGGGAGGUGCAGGUGAAGAGGAUAGUAGCAAAUUGAGUGCUGCAGAAAUAAUGGAGAGAGAAAUGUGCAAGGUAAAAGAAGGCUUGGAUGAUACGAGAUGGUUGGAGCUUGAGGAACUUGACAUUGAUGAUGACAUGUUUGUAUCUCUUGAUUUGCCUGAUAAAUUUCCGAACUUACUGGCAUUGAGCCUGUGUAACAACAAUCUAAGGGAUGUUGAGGUUGUUUCGAAGGAAGUUGCCCGACUCAAAAAUCUUAAAGCUCUCUGGUUGAAUAAUAAUCCAAUUUUGGAGCAUAGUAAUUCAGAGGCUGCAAUCAUUCAGGGUUGUCCUGGUUUGGAAAUUUGCAACUCAAAAUUUACAUCUAACUACGGAGAGUGGGCAUUAGGAUUUUGUGGUGGAAUUUAUGAUAAAGACAAUGCAGGCUGUGCCCAUCAAAGAGAUCGUCCUUUGAAGAGUGUGACAUCUCUAGACCUUAGUAACAGGUCUAUUCGCAAUCUGAUGAACAAGGCAUUUAAUCCAAAUGAGAUCACAUCUCUUUCUUAUUUGAACUUGCGUGGAAAUCCAUUAGACCAGAAUUCUCUUAGCGAUUUAUUGCAGCUUCUUAAAGGAUUCAGUUGCUUGCAUUCUCUGGAGGUGGAUAUCCCAGGGCCUUUAGGAGAAAGUGCUGCUGAAAUUGUUAAAGCCCUGCCUAAUCUUUCCCAACUAAAUGGAAUAAACACAUCCAAAAUAUUGGAGUUUGGUACGUCUGUGGUUGAUUCAAUGUUGCAACCACGUCUUCCUGAAUGGGCUGCUGGAGAACCUCUAACAGAUCGUGUCAUAAAUGCUAUGUGGUUGUACUUAAUGACGUAUCGACUUGCUGAUGAAGAAAAGAUUGAUGAAACGUCUGUAUGGUAUGUAAUGGAUGAACUUGGGUCUGCUUUGCGUCAUAGCGAUAAGCCAAACUUUAGAGUAUCUCCUUUUCUCUACAUGCCGGAGGGCAACUUGGCAUCAGCUGUGAGUUAUUCAAUUCUUUGGCCGAUUGAUGAUGUUCGAGAAGGUGAUGAGUGCACGCGUGAUUACCUAUUUGGUAUUGGGGAAGAGAAGCAACGAUCUGCUCGCCUAACUGCUUGGUUCCAUACACCAAGAAAUUAUUUUGUCAAAGAAUAUGAAAAAUACAAGAACAAAUUGCAAUCAAUCAAAAUUGCAAGCCCAAUACCAGGGUCAUCAAUUACAAGUAGUCCGUGUCGUGGUGAUGGACGUGCUUUACGUGUGUACGCUGACAUACCUCAAGUGGAAGAAUAUCUGACUCGUCCUGAGUUUGUUAUCACAACUGAGCCCAAAGAUGCAGACAUUAUAUGGACAAGCAUGCAGAUAGAUGAAGAGACAAAGAAGACAACAGGAAUAAAUGACGAACAGUAUAUAAAUCAAUUUCCAUUUGAGGCUUGCCUGGUUAUGAAACAUCAUUUAGCUGAAACUAUUCAGAAGGCUCAUGGCUUGGUCGAAUGGCUUCAGCCUACCUAUAAUCUUGAAACACAGCUAAGUCAACUUAUUGGAGAUUUUCACCUUCGUGAAAGUGAGAAACUAGACAAUUUGUGGAUCUUGAAGCCAUGGAACAUGGCAAGAACUAUUGAUACGACAAUAACUAGCAACUUAUCUGCUAUUAUUCGUCUCAUGGAGACUGGCCCAAAAAUCAGUCAGAAGUACAUUGAGCAUCCUGCUCUACUUAACGGGAGAAAAUUUGAUCUCCGAUAUAUUGUCUUGGUUCGCAGUAUGAAUCCCCUGGAGAUCUUCCUUGCAGAAGUUUUCUGGGUUAGAUUGGCAAACAACACAUACACUUUGGAGAAACAUAGCUUUGAUGAAUAUGAGACUCAUUUUACUGUGAUGAACUACAGAGGCAGGUUGAACCAUAUGAAUACUCCAGAUUUUGUGAAAGAAUUUGAGAAGGAACAUGAGGUUAACUGGCAGGAUAUCCACUCAAGGAUUAGAAAUAUGAUCAAAUCGGCUUUUAAAGCAGCAGCUGCUGUUCAUCCAGAAAUGCAUCAUAGCAAAUCUAGGGCAAUGUAUGGGGUUGAUGUCAUGCUUGAUUGCCAUUUUCAGCCUAAAUUACUGGAGAUUACCUACUGCCCUGACUGUACUAGGGCAGUCACAUAUGAUACUGAAGCUGUCGUUGGUGGAGGAGAAACUGUUAAAGGAAAAGAUUUCUAUAACUAUAUCUUCGGCUGUCUCUUUUUAAAUGAAGCUAGUCAUGUUUCCCAAUUGUGAGUGAAACCCAGGCAUUUAGAGCCCUUUGCUGUAAUUUGCAUCCCAAAGUAUAACUCUUGAGUUAUGCAAGUGCGUAUCAAGAGGAAAUACAAGCAAAGCCGUUUGUACACCAUGUAAUCUAUGGAAAACGUCUGAGCUGCUGGAUUUUAGAGCCCUUUUAGUUUAUUGCAACCACCAAAGAGCUUUGCUGAACUGCCUCACCAACCUGUCUUCCUCAACUACCUCUCAGUCAGAGAUGCAGCAUAUCUCCAUGGUCUAUUUUUCUCUGUAAUUUAGGGUCUUGAAAACUUUCCAGCAUCGUUCUCCACAUUGCUUUAUUAAAUCAUCUUUUUGGGGUUGAACGGGUUGGAGCAAGGGUUGAAAGUGUUGGUCACAUAAACUAUGGGAUCUUCUUGGGGUAAGAUUUGUGCAAUGCCGGUUCCCAGUAUGAUUUUUCAUGUCUGUAGCUCCCCUAUAUGUAGUUCCCCUAUAUUUUUAUUUAUGUUUUCCAAUUUUGUUCCUUGCUCAAUUGCAAAAGUGACUUACCUUUUCAGUUGAUUGGUAAAAGUUUUGCUUCCA
This is a messenger RNA of Capsicum annuum, 3341 nucleotides long. Its product is annotated as tubulin--tyrosine ligase-like protein 12. The transcript has 15 exons. Gene Ontology annotation, biological process: protein modification process. The coding region runs from base 183 to 2783 and encodes 866 amino acids. The record is from RefSeq and is a predicted model, not a curated record. Lineage: Eukaryota; Viridiplantae; Streptophyta; Magnoliopsida; Solanales; Solanaceae.